Amphiprion ocellaris (clown anemonefish) is the source of this 753-nucleotide messenger RNA. It is a transcript of the gene eloca, whose product is annotated as elongin C paralog a. The coding region runs from base 155 to 493 and encodes 112 amino acids. NCBI's taxonomy places the organism in Eukaryota, Metazoa, Chordata, Actinopteri, Pomacentridae. Gene Ontology annotation, biological process: ubiquitin-dependent protein catabolic process. The record is from RefSeq and is a predicted model, not a curated record. Gene Ontology annotation, molecular function: protein-macromolecule adaptor activity. Gene Ontology annotation, cellular component: elongin complex. The transcript is spliced from 4 exons.
UGACCGUUUCGUUUCCACGGAAUAUUUUUACUGCGCACAGGUGUUCGUACUAACUGGUUCCGGGUGUCAACAUCCUGUUGGCUAACGUUAGCUGAAACACAAUCUCCGCUACACGUCCAGCUCUACAGCGCAUUAACAGAAAUACCAGAACAGAAUGGACGGUGAGGAGAGAACCUACGGUGGCUGUGAAGGGCCAGAUGCCAUGUAUGUGAAACUGAUCUCUUCAGAUGGCCAUGAAUUCAUUGUGAAAAGAGAACAUGCCUUGACUUCUGGGACUAUCAAAGCCAUGUUAAGUGGGCCAGGACAGUUUGCUGAGAAUGAAACCAAUGAAGUGAACUUCAGGGAGAUUCCAUCUCAUGUCCUGUCCAAGGUCUGCAUGUAUUUCACCUACAAGGUCCGCUACACCAACAGCUCCACAGAAAUACCUGAAUUUCCCAUCGCUCCGGAGAUCGCACUGGAACUGCUCAUGGCUGCCAACUUUUUGGAUUGCUAAAGUUACGAAGAUAAUGUAAAAGCUUAAAACAUUUUUAGACUUUUUGUUUUGAAUAUUUAAGUUGUUUUGCCAUUUACUUCAUAUGGAAUGUGAGUUUUCUUUUCUGCUCCUGGCUUUCUGUCACAAUUUCAUUGGUAUUAAAAGGUUACGUUUUAAUAUAAUAAAUGGACAUGACAGGCCAAUAAUGUGAUUAAUGUGCCCAACUUCUCAACAAAUCUUUCCUCACCUCUCCAUCUAAAUAAAUGCCUAUUUGGUGAGCA